GAGGGGGGAGGCCGGCGGGGGUAGCGGGGAAAGGGCGUGUGGAAGGCAUUCGUGUCUCGUUAACCUGGAUAACUUCGGGUUAGUGACGACUUUCCCUGUGGUUGCUUUGCUCUGUGUUUCUGCGCGUGGCUGCUGUCAUGGGUGUGUUCAAGUCCUUGGCCUCGGUGACGGACGUGGUGGUGGUGGUGGUGGUGGUGAGCCUUGUGUUAGUGACUCUUGCCGGCGAAGCGGAUGGACGGACGGUGCUGUUUUCGGCGGUGGUUCGCGACUUUUCUGUGGAUCACACCGACUUUGAACGGUAUGGAGGCGGCGGCGUGGACUGCGGAGCUGUGGAGGAUGAGCUCGGCGAGGACCGCAAGCCGAUCAUGUGGGGUGGGAAGACGGCGACGGGAAAGUUCCUCGACCGGCCGUGCCCGCAGGCCGGCACCGGACGGCCGCGCCGGGUCGAGUACUUUCAGAACUUCUUCCGCGACGUGCCGGGCGUCAACAUCCGCAUUCCCAUCCAGCUCAAGUUUGAGGAGCAGCCGCCAGGCUCGGGCAUCUUUGUCUUUGAUCGUAACAAGGACGCUACCGGCAUCAACCAGUACUUUCCGGUCGAUGGACUCGGCUGGGGCGCCGACGUGCGGCGGCUGGGUUUCUUUGGCAACGUUCGCAACUUUCUCUUCACCACCGAGAUCCACGCCGAGUUUGUGUACCGCGGCGACAACGAGUUCUUUAACUUUGCCGGCGAUGACGACGUCUGGGUCUUUGUCAACAACAAGCUGGUCGUCGACGUCGGUGGCCUGCAUUCGCAAAGAACCGGUGCCGUCAACUUGACGAACAUUGCCGGCAAGCUCGGUCUUGUGCCUGGCGAGCGGUACCCUGUGUUUGUGGGCAUCGCCGAGCGCCACUCGACCCAGUCCAACUGCCGGAUCGAGACGACGCUUGCGCCCAUCAACCGGCGGCCGUCAACGCAGCCAGCGGCGUACUCGGUCAAGGUCGGUGAGAACGUGACGGUCGAGUUUGUGGCGUUUGACGAGGACGGCGACAACCUCGUGUACACCCAUACCAUUCCGGACGAGCUAGCGCUGCUGCUGGACAUUGCGCCCGACUCGCAGACGGCGCGGUUCCACGCGCCAGACUCGCUCGACCUGUACCUGCCUGCCAACGAGACGUCGUACACGUUCUCGAUGGAGUUCACCGUCUCUGACGGUGAGUACACGGCGUGUCCGUCGACAGUGACCAUCACCGUCACGCGAACGCUGGUGGCCCCUAGCCCGCCGGCUGCGACGCCGGCGCCGACGGACAACACCACCACGGUUGUCAUCAUCUCGAUUGUCGCCGUCCUUGCAGUCAUCGGCAUCAUCGCCCUCAUUGCGCUCAUCUUCUACGUCCGCUCGCAGGCCGAAACCUGGAAGGCCGAGAUCAUGGCCGAGUUUGCGGAUGACAACCUCUCGAUGAACCCGCUGUACACGGGGGCAAACACUGAGUUCUCGUCACCGCUCUACGACGAUGGCGGUGGAGACUCGGUCCAGAUGUCGCACUUUUGAAGUCAUUGUUACCUGUUGCAUGCAGUGUAGCCUUGCCCACCUACCUGCCCCUGUUGCCGUCCAUGUAGAUCGACAUGAACUCAUCACCCAAGGUC
Molecule: messenger RNA, 1624 nt
Organism: Thecamonas trahens ATCC 50062
Lineage: Eukaryota; Apusomonadida; Apusomonadidae
Product: fibro-slime family protein
Exons: 1
Coding region: 138-1529 (463 amino acids)
Cellular component (GO): extracellular region
Source: RefSeq, a predicted model, not a curated record